CCACCAUCCGCAUCUGAGCUUCUUCCUCCUCUCGUCUCCUCCACGGCCAUGGCCAUGCCCUGUCGAGCUCUCUCAUCCUCCCCUAGUUCUUCCUCCCACCUCACAAAGGACAUAUCAAGAUUCCCAUUCUCCACGGCCAUGACGUCUGAUGCUGGGCCAGCCGUAGCCCCGGCCUCGGCGAGUCAACCGUGGCCGUGGCCUUGGCGGUCGUGGCAACGGUGAGCCAGCCGUGGCCAUGGCGCAACGUUGACGAUGCAGCGCACCACUUCCGGCCCUACGAAGGCUGGACCGUCAGGGAGACGAUGAAUCGUUCAGCCGCGAGCCAAGCAGCCCCAUGGCGGAAUCGGAUUUCCGUCUUCGACCGCCAGUGAGGUGUGAAUUUUCCGUUGUCUGUUGGAAAGUUUGCUCGGAUUUCUUGAAGCAACCGCAAUUCUCGCCUUUUGGCUCGUUUCCCCCAAUUCUGUUUGAACAAAUCGACAUGGUCUUACUUGGUUUUCUUUGAAUUGCUCACUUCUGAACAGACUUCGGACCAAUUUUUUUUUUUUGCCUACCCAAACAAGGCAUUCCAUCUCCAUUUGCACGGCGUACAGUGUGUUGUUCCAAUCUGAAACAUUUUGAGCAAGCAAACCAGCAUGGCCUUCCUUUGCGUCUGCACGUUUCUGCUGGACUGAAACUUCCCCCCUACACAUGGCCAUUUGCUCUUCUGUCUUCGAAUAAGUGUCUCUGCUGAUGAAUGGACAAUUGAGCAAAUCAGCAUGUUUUUUUUUUCGAAUUGUUCACUCCCGAACAGCGCAAUCCAUUGCACGACCUACAUUGCGAAAAUCUGGGCUCUGUCACUACGUAACCGAGUGCCAUCUGGGCCUAAGCCCCGUCGACGCACUCCGGCGACUGUGUUUCUCGGCCCAUCGCGCACCGGAGUUUCCAGCUUGGUAAUUCGUUGGCGUAACCGCUCGUCCCUUCUCCCGCCCUCUCUCGCCGCCGAUACAAAGCUAGCCAGCCAAGGCUCCCGUCGCCCAGCAUUUGCAACCUGCCCUCUACCCUUCUGGCCACCGCCUCACCCGCAGCUCUCCUCCUCCCACCGCCGCCCCCUCCUCCCCCGAUCGGCCGGCGUCAUCAUGGACCCGGAGGACAUGGUCGACCUGGACCGGUCCGAGAUCGCGAGCUCUCGCGCCGAUGAGCUCAACCGGCGCGCGCUGCUCUUCGUUCUCGGGUAACGAGGGUUUCAUCGCUUGUUCUUGCUCUCGUCUCCCAAUCUCUCCCCAGGUUCUUUACCUCAUCCAUGUCCCCGUGUCGUGCUACCUCAGGGCCACGGGCGGCGGCACGGUGGGCCGAGUUCUUGCGGCCGCCACGCGCGCCAGGCUGCCUGCCGCCAUACCAGCCACACGGGCUGCCGGAAGUGCCGCGAGAGUGGCGAAGACGCCCCCCGCCACUUCUGCUACCUCGUCGGUUGCUGCGGGAGCAGCCAAGAAGACGUCGCCGACCCCUUCCGCCGCACCCUGGGUGGGUUCUGCUACCUCGUCGGUUGCUGCGGGAGCAGCCAAGAAGACUUCCCCGACCCCUUCCGCCGCACCCCGGGCGGGUUCUGUUACCUCGUCGGUUUCUGCGGGAGCAGCCAAGAAGACUUCCCCGACCCCUUCCGCCGCACCCCGGGCGGGUUCUGCUACCCCGUCGGCUGCUGCGAGAGCAGCGAAGACGAAGACGGGGCCCGACCCUGCCGCUGCACCCCCGGCGGGUUCUGCUACCCCACCGACUAUCCCUUCCAUGGAUCCCGUGAAAGCAGUAAAUGAUGCCAUCUCGAAGGUCGAAACUCCUGUUUUCUUCCCUUCCAGGAUCGCUAACACUUACAAUGAGAUCGUAAAAUUACUACCUCAUGCCGGAUGGCCUGCAUAUCUUUUGGAGAAAUAUUCUGAAAAAGGAUGCUCUGAUGUUUGUCCUUUCACUGGUAAUGGUGAGUUCUCCCCGUUUCCUGUCCAGAGACCAGCAGUGACUGUCCAGAAGCCAGCAGUGGCUGUCCAGGUGCCUGUAGAGGUAGAUGAGAAGCAUCAUGCAGAGGAAGACAAGGGGGAUGCAGAGGUUGGUGAGAAGCAGCCUGCAGAUGGAGAGAAUGCUUGCUUUUUUCAUGAGAUUGGCAAAAAGGCUUCUGAUUUGCUGUACAAGGACUAUACUUCCGGGCUGAAGUUGAUAGCUGACUGUAAAGUGCUUGAUACUGCUGUUCUUCUGUCUGGUGGCUCUGAGCAAAUUGGAAAACCAUCUUUGAGAUUUGAGUUGUCAUCUGAUACAAAGCUUAUCAAACUUACAAUUGAUAAUGUGUUGAGGCCUGGUUUGAAGGGACUCCUGUCUAUUCCUAUCUCCUCCGGGAGCUCAUCAAAGGUUGAUCUUCAUUGUCGCCACCUUGGUGCCUGUAUAACUGGAAGUUCUGAGCUACAGGGAUCGCCAAUAGUUUGCUUAUCUGCCGUGAUUGGCACAAGAAACAUUGCUUUAGGUGCUGACUUUUCGCUCGUCACGAAGUCCCUUAAUGCUUUGGGUGCUGCUGACUCCGUUGAAACCAAGCUCCUGAGAUUUCCCAAGUACACCUGUGGUUUAAUUUUGUCAGAAGGAGACGUGGACGCUUCUUUCACAAUGGAAAAUGCCGACAUUCUCACAGCAACUUACUACAAGAAGCUAGAUGAGACGACCUCCAUUGGUGCCAAGGCGCAACGUGUUCUGUCUUUGAAUGACAACUCUCUUGAAGUUGGCUUUUCUCAUGCCCUGGAUCCGAACACGACUGUGAAGGCGAAGCUUAGCAGUGAUGGAGCAGUGAGCGUCCUGCUCCGAUAUGACCCCAAGCCCAAAUGCUACAUCGCCUUCUCCGCUGAGUCCAAGACCCAAGCCUCUCAGAAGGAAACCAAGUUUGGUUUAUGUGUUGUGCUAGGGGCGUGAGUGCCACCUUCUUUAGUUUAGGUCCUUGAUUUUUGGUAGCAUAUGGUACAGUAUGUGCAGGUGGAUGAAGUCUCAUGCGCUGAUUUCUGGUCUCUUAUGAUGUUGAAUUGCCUGUAAUGUUCAUCGGCUGAAUACUGAAACUCAUCUUGGCGAGGAAAGGUUUUGUCAAUAGAUGUGGAUUGUGUUGCAAGAUGUUUCCAUCCUUUUUCCGCUUUUGCACCAUUUUCAAGUCUAGUGUUUUCCUGAUAAACCUUGAAAUGUUCCACCAUGGUUGUGCAGUUUCACAGUUCCCGUUGUAGAACAGCUUCUCCUGGUAGAUUUCUUUGACGGCAAGAACUUUUGUGCUGUUGUGGUUCAUCGCUAAAGCUUCUUUACGUGUUCAUAUAAAGCUUGGCUGUUGGAACGCUGGUUGUUCAGCAUCAAUUCAAUUCCAUUGCUCCAGCAAUUCUACAAUCAAAAUAAGGUCCUGACAUCAGCUGCAAUAAGGGCUCGUUGUCAUUAUGUUAAUAAAAAGUGGUUCAGUGGUAUGUUAACGAAUUGGUCGAUUACGAAAACUAGACUUUCUCAAUUUAGAGACUUAAAAGCGGAA
Molecule: messenger RNA, 3508 nt
Organism: Hordeum vulgare subsp. vulgare (domesticated barley)
Lineage: Eukaryota; Viridiplantae; Streptophyta; Magnoliopsida; Poales; Poaceae
Exons: 9
Coding region: 1174-2919 (581 amino acids)
Biological process (GO): monoatomic anion transmembrane transport
Cellular component (GO): mitochondrial outer membrane
Molecular function (GO): voltage-gated monoatomic anion channel activity
Source: RefSeq, a predicted model, not a curated record